Molecule: messenger RNA, 1844 nt
Organism: Macadamia integrifolia
Lineage: Eukaryota; Viridiplantae; Streptophyta; Magnoliopsida; Proteales; Proteaceae
Product: AAA-ATPase ASD, mitochondrial-like
Exons: 2
Coding region: 128-1591 (487 amino acids)
Molecular function (GO): ATP hydrolysis activity; ATP binding
Source: RefSeq, a predicted model, not a curated record
AGGAAGAUGUGAUCGAGGGAGAAGGAAACUACUACCUUCACCACUUCACCCCCUUUGCUCUUACUCUCUGUGUAUAAGAAGCAAGUUUGUCGAUACAGCCAAUUUACUGAAGAAGAAGAAGAAAGAAAUGAUGAUGAACGGGGAGUUAUGGACGAGCUUAGCCUCAACAGCUGCGGCCAUAACGAUCGCCUGGACCAUGUUUCAGCAAUAUUUCCCUAACCAACUCCGUGACUACCUUAUUAAAUACGGCCAUCAAAUCGUAACCUUCUUCUACCCAUACAUCCAAAUCAGCUUCCACGAGUACACCGCCGACCGUUUCAAGCGAAGCGAGGUCUAUUCCACCAUUGAAGCCUACCUCAGCUCCAACUCCUCCGAGCGCGCAAAGCGUCUCAAGGCUGAUGCCGGCAAGGACACCCGCAAACUCGUACUCAGCAUGGACGACUACGAGGAGGUCACCGAUGACUUCAAAGGGAUCAAAUUCUGGUGGUCUUCCAACAAGACCGUCCCCAAAAAUCCUUCAUUCUCUUUCUACCCGGCAUCCGGCGGCAAGCGCUUCUACAAACUCACCUUCCAUAAGCGCUACAGGGAUCUCGUCACCGUCUCUUACCUCAACCAUGUCAUGGAUGAAGGCAAAGCCCUCGGAGUUAAAAACCGGCAACGGAAGCUCCUUACCAACAACAAGAGCGAUAACUGGUACGGGUACAAGAGAUCGGUGUGGAGUCAUGUGGUGUUCGAACACCCGGCCACGUUUCAGACGCUGGCGAUGGAACCCCAAAAGAAGAAGGAGAUCAUGGACGAUCUCAUUAACUUCAGUAAGAGCAAGGACUACUACAAGAAGAUUGGUAAGUCUCGGAAGCGUGGCUACUUGCUCUACGGCCCUCCCGGAACGGGUAAGUCUUCGAUGAUUGCCGCCAUGGCUAAUCUAUUGGAUUACGACAUCUAUGAUGUGGAACUGACGGCAGUGAAGGACAAUACGGAGCUGCGGAAGCUGUUGAUCGAGACAAGUAGCAAGUCGAUCAUCGUGAUUGAAGACAUCGAUUGCUCCCUUGAUCUAACAGGUCAAAGGAAGAAGAAGGAGGAGAUGGAGAAAGAGAAAAAGGAAGGGGAAGGUGAAGGUGAAGGUGACCCAGCAACAGCCGUUAAAAAGGAAGCGGAGAAGGGGAAGGAUAAGGAGAGCAAAGUGACUCUAUCUGGCCUUCUCAACUUCAUAGAUGGACUCUGGUCGGCCUGCGGAGGAGAGAGGCUUAUCGUGUUCACCACAAACUAUGUGGAGAAACUGGACCCUGCCCUCAUAAGGAGGGGUCGGAUGGACAAGCACAUCGAGAUGUCCUACUGCAGCUUCGAAGGGUUCAAGGUUCUUGCCAAGAAUUACCUGGACCUGGAUUCGCACCCUCUGUUCGAGACUAUUCAUGGGUUAAUAGACGAAACCCAGAUUACUCCCGCCGACGUUGCAGAGAAUUUGAUGCCUAAAUCCUUCGGGGGAAAUGCUAAGGUGGACUGUCUGGAGGCACUGAUCCGUGCUCUCCAAGUUGCAAAAGAAGAAGCGAGAGUGAAGGCCGAGGAAGCAUUAGCCGCAGUGGCAAACGCCUGAGAGGAGGAGCUUUCCACGUCGACUAAGGAAGCAGAAGAGAAGAAAUCGUUGAUCAAAAUUGAAGACAAGGAGGCCGGGUUGACCCAGUUGGAAAAAAAAUAAUAAGGCUUGAGAAAAAUGUAAAAAUGUAUAUAAAAAAAACCAAAUAUAAAUAAAUAACGGAAAUGUAAAAAUGUGUGGAUGCCAGCUCAUCUUUUAUAUUUAAACGGUUAUUCUGUACGGGUUUGAAAAAUCAAAACGGUUAUUUCCGCUA